GGCCGCAUGCAGCUCCCUCGACAUCGUCAAGCCGGCCUGCUUCCGAUCCAUCCACCAUAUCAUAUCCCUUCUUCUUCAAUUCUUCUACUAUUGGUUCGUCGUUCCUCGAUCGAUACCAUUAAUUCCGUGGGUGUACGUAGCGCCUCUCUCUCGAUCUAGCAGGCAGGUGCAGUGCAGAGUCAGAGUGCACUGCUAGAUAGUUGAUCGUCCAUCAUAUCCAAGCUAAGUAAGUAAGUAAUAGCUAGGUCGCAAAUGGCGAUGAUGGGUGCUACGACGAUUCGUGGUGGUGGUGCUAGCAGCAGCGUCCGGCCUGCUGUGCUGGUCCUCGGCCUCUGCCUGCUGCUGCUGCUGCUGCUUGGUGUUGCGCAGGCGGUGGAGUUUGAGUUGGUGCCUGAUGCUGGUGCCAUUGAUCCGAUGAUGAUGCCUGCCAUGGACGACGUCGACGGUGGUGGUCGUGAGCCGCCGCGCGAGUGCAUGACACCGGUGAGCGUGGAGGAGGCGUGCCGCGGCGCGUCGGAGCUGCACGCCGGCGUGGACUACGACCACUGCAUGGCGUCGCUGGGUGCCGACCCGCGCAGCAAGGAGGCCGGCAACAAGAACAUGCACGGGCUGGCCGUGCUCGCCACCAAGAUGGCCAUCGACCACGCCGCCAGCACCGAGUCCAAGAUCGACGACCUCGCCGAGCUGGAUGCGGAUAACCAGUCGUCGUCGCCGCAGGCCCGCCGCGCCCGCUUCAACCACUGCCUCGAGCAGUACGGCGGCGCCGCCGACCUCCUCCGCGACGCGCUCGACAACCUCAAGGCCAAGAUCUACGGCAAGGCCAUGGAGCAGCUCACCGCCGCGAUGGGCGCCUCCGAGAGCUGCGAGGACGCCUGGAAGGGCGAGGAGGAAAUCCCCGUCGCCGCGCACGACAGGGAGUACGGACGGAUGGCGCACAUCGCCUUCGGAUUCACACACGCAGCCGCCGCAUGAAUCAUCAUAUCAAUCAUCAUUUUUUUCGCAAAAAAAAAUAUAUCAAUCAUCAUCUAUAUAUGCAUCCAUCCAUGAACGUAAGAACUCCGUCCUCUUCUUCUUGCAUCGUCCAUCCAACAUCCAUCAUGCAUCUCCGUCGACGUACUCGCCGGAUCGAUGAUCCCUUCUUGCAAGCAUGCAUGCAUGCAUGCGUCCAAUGAUAUACAUAUAUAUAGUAGUAUAUUCAUAUCUCCAUUAUAUAUGCAUCCAUCUCCGCUUGAAUUGUGGUUCCUCCGAUCCGUCGUAUAUUAUUCCAUGAUCCUAUAGUAUAUAUAGUUGCCGAUCGACCGGGCUUUUGGUCCAUCAUGUAUGCAUUGAUGCAUGCUUUCGAUAUAUAUAUCGAGCAACAAGGCUAUAUCAAUUAUUAUACAUUCUAGUAGUCAUCGAUUACAUUUAAUUUUGUGUGAUUUUUUUCCUUUUUUUUCCUUAUGUAUGUGCUGCUGUUGGAUACAUAUAUGUUGUAGGGUUUCCUCAUCAGAUGAAGUGAAACACAAGGAAUAAAA
This is a messenger RNA of Sorghum bicolor (sorghum), 1514 nucleotides long. Its product is annotated as putative invertase inhibitor. The record is from RefSeq and is a predicted model, not a curated record. The coding region runs from base 253 to 972 and encodes 239 amino acids. Gene Ontology annotation, molecular function: enzyme inhibitor activity. NCBI's taxonomy places the organism in Eukaryota, Viridiplantae, Streptophyta, Magnoliopsida, Poales, Poaceae. The transcript has a single exon.